Messenger RNA from Giardia duodenalis, 3075 nucleotides. RefSeq names its product Sec31. Gene Ontology annotation, molecular function: structural molecule activity; protein binding. The transcript has a single exon. Bases 1 to 3075 code for a protein of 1024 amino acids. Gene Ontology annotation, cellular component: COPII vesicle coat; endoplasmic reticulum exit site. Lineage: Eukaryota; Fornicata; Diplomonadida; Hexamitidae. The record is from RefSeq and is a predicted model, not a curated record. Gene Ontology annotation, biological process: COPII-coated vesicle cargo loading; endoplasmic reticulum organization; intracellular protein transport.
AUGCGGUUAUUCAGUCUGCAGGAAUGUGGACACCUGGCCUGGUCCCCUGUUAGCAUGCAGUUUGCCUUGGCUACGUCAAGUGCAAACAUAACUGAGACAUUUGUCAGUGAGACUUCGCUCUCUGUUUAUUCUUUGGACAUUGACUCCGUUACGCCUGUCCGUGAGUUCAGCUGGCCGUUUGCGGCAGAAUUCACAUGUCUCCUCUGGAGCACAAGCGAUAGUAUUAUAGCAGGAUUCGAGGAUGGAUCUCUUUCUAUAGGUCCAUGGAAUGAUAUGGGAAAUGCAAUACGCCUGCAAGCACACAAUGCAGCUUUGUCGGCUCUUUCAUGUUCAGAGGCAUAUUCACUCCCCCUCCUAGCAACGGGGUCUGCCACAGGCGAAGUAUCAUUUUGGGAUCUCAAUACUCGCGCCCUUUGGCAUGCAGUCAAGAGCCGUGAAGGGGCUGCAGCACACCAUGGUGCGAUUGUGCAAAUCAGUUGGAACCCUAAAGUGCCAAGAAUAUGCUGCACUGCUUCUCAGGAUGGCACUGUCAGCAUAUGGGACAUGGACAAAAAGGGUGGUCUUAUGAGCCUUCGUGGAGAUGACACGCCUCUUGUUUCAGCUCUCUUUAGUCCCGAUGUGGCGACUGUUGUGUUUACUGUCAACACUGCGGGCCUGGUUUCCAUGUGGGACUUACGGCAAAAGACACAUCCUGUCUCAACCAGCCGUCUUCAGUUACCAGCUAAUGUAGUCCCUGAAUCCAUGUUUAUCCAUCAAUACGAAAAAACCUUCCUUUAUAUUCCGACCAGUGAUGGGAAGUGCUUUUUCUUUCUUCCUAAGCAGACAGACCUGGUCUUCAUGGGUUCGAUCGAUAGCAUUGGUACACAUAUUAAUGCGUCGCCUUUUUAUCCUGGCUAUUUCCUCUCGCAAGUGUGCGAUCCGGUGCAAUUUUCUUCAAAAACAGAAGGGCAUUUCCUUCCUUCUCUGAUUCCGUUACCUCUGCUUUCCGAGCAUGUAGAAUUGUUACCUUCACCUGUUCUUCUCCACCCUCUUUUUUUGUUUGCGGAAAACUGUCCCGAAGACAUUUCGGACAACUAUGAUUUUGCUCCGCGUGCAAUAGUAAGCAUUGAUUCCCAUAAUGUUAUGAUAGAUGGAAAACAGCGACAGAGCAUGGAGGGGCUGUUUUCGCUGACACAAGUUCGCGACGCGGGAGCUGUGCUGUCUCAAAUAGAGCACGUGCUUGCUGUUCCUAUUGAUGCCCAUUCUUGCCCUUUGCCGUUGCACACUGAUCUCUCUCUUCAACCACCAGACAAGAUCUUUCGUGCUCUUCUAUCCGCUGGAUCGUCUGGAAUUUUGUCUUGGCUUACCAGUACCGAGGCCUCUUCAAAGAUAAAUUUUGUUAAGCAAGUUGUGGCACACCCCGCGUCACAGCCUGUGGUAGCUUCUGAUGGAAGAGACUUCUUUGAUGAUAUCCAGAAUUCCUUCCCCGACUCCUUUCCCGAGAAUGAAAUUCUCGAACCUUCUGUUUCUGCAUCCGAUAGGUUUUCGUCGUAUUAUUCAUUUUUGUAUAACAACGAUCUGGAGUCUGCGGCAGCUUAUGCAGCCAACAGUGGAGAUUUUGGGUUAGCCUUCUACAUUGCUUCCAAGAAAAGUAAUAAGGAGCUCCUAAACUCUGUGUCAGACUCUUUUAGGAAAGCAAUGAAAUCCAACUUCAUAAAGGCUGUUGAUAGCAUGGAGACAGGUUAUGCAGCUAUCAUAGAGUGUCUUCCGCCAGAAAACUGGUUCUAUCAUCUAAAAAUUGCUGCCUCAUAUGGUGGCGAACAGGCAAUACGAGAAGUCGCUGCAACUCUCUUGCAGAGGUCUACUAGCUUUUCGCCAUCUUUAUUGACCGCAUUAACAAUAUUGGCGGGACGCAUUCCAGAAGCCUUUGAGUUGGCUGCGUCGACAUCAAGCCUUUUAGAUACACUAGUUAUGGGUCUCCUCUGUGUGUCGCAGGGAGUGUCGAUGACGGGUGGCGGUGUCUUUAGAAUCCUGGAGGGGCUAGUCGAUAUUGUUGUUUCACAAGGUGAUGAGAAUCUUGCAGCAACGCUUCGUGGUAAGUUUUCUCUUAACAAGUCAAAUCUAACGCCUCAAAGUGCCCCAUUUGUGGAAAAAAUCCAGGAGAAGGGGGCUCCUCUGAGUUCUACAACACAUACAAAACAAGGGCGUCGUAGUCGAGCUUCUACUAUACCACAAGUAACUGGUAAUACCCUACUACCUCCACAACUUGCUACUGCGUCUCUGUUUUCUGGGCCUGCUCCACCUGCGCCAAUUACGGCAUCUAUCGCCCCAGGAAUGUCAUCAACUCAAACUUCGGUACCGUUAGCAGUGCCCCCUAUGUCUUAUACUACUCCGGCUCAAACCGCUUCUUCUUUCCCUGCUGUUCCUCAAAUUGCUUUGAAUUCAGCUAUUACACCACCGAUACCUCAUAUACCAAUGGCACAACCAUCUGUUCAACCUCAGUCAGCUGUUUUACCUCUCGAAAGCCCGCAGACUCCCAUCUUGUCAAUAGCUCAACCGCCUUCAGUGAUAUCAGCCCCUUCCGUUAGACUACCACAGGCAGAGGUACCACUUGCUGCUCCUCCGUCUAUUACAGCUCCUGCGCCCCCAACAGUUAAUGGAGCAAUUUCUACAGAAGUUGUGCAAGUAACUACAACAACAGCGCCACAGGCCCGAGCGCCACGUCGUCAACCAACUCAGUCAUUAUCGGCGGGCCAACCUUAUGAUGUAAUUCAUAAUAUCGCGACAAACGGAUCAGCAAAUGCAGAGAGAUUUAAGGCACUUGUUUUACGCUAUGCUGAUGUUGAUCAAUUGGGAUUUUUGAAAUAUUACACGAAGCUAGGCGAUUGUAUUAUUCAUCUUGCAGAGCAAGGGGUGCUUUCAGCAGACACUAUUAGUGUCCUUGGACGGUACAUUGCUGGACUGGAAAUGGGAAAUGGACAGGCUGCAACGGAGGCUAUAAAAGGUAUGGCAGCGCGCAAGCAGCGUCUCUACACUGAAGAGCUUUCUACGUGGGCCGCACCGCUGAAGAUCAUGGCGCGGGCGCUCUGCAAGUAA